Solanum lycopersicum (tomato) is the source of this 1548-nucleotide messenger RNA. RefSeq lists its product as uncharacterized. The record is from RefSeq and is a predicted model, not a curated record. Lineage: Eukaryota; Viridiplantae; Streptophyta; Magnoliopsida; Solanales; Solanaceae.
CUGAAACCAUAUGUUAUAUAAUUAGUUGAUAACCUUACCACAUAGACCAUUGAAAAUUUCUUCAUUUUUUUCCUUUAAAUUCUUUAAGAGAAGAAAAAAAAAAUGAGCAAAAAAAUUUCUUCAGCAUCAGCCAGGUCUCAUACUAGAAAAAAUAAACAGAUGAAGAGUUCAAUUCCACUUCAUUCAGGGAUGUUUGGGAAAAUUGUAGCAGUCGUCUUUGUGGGGUUCGUGGCAUAUGCUUAUCGAGCAAUGCAGCCUCCUCCAUCGAAAAUUUGUGGCGCCCCUGAUGGCCCUCCUGUUACAUCACCUAGAGUUAAACUUAGCGAUGGACGAUACUUAGCUUACAAAGAACAUGGUAUACCAAGAGAUCAAGCAAAACAUAAGAUUGUGUUCAUCCACGGAUAUGAUUCUAACAGACACGAUGCUGUUGUUGCAACUGGCCUCUCUCCGGAGGUUAUUGAGAACUUAGGAGUAUACAUUGUUUCAAUUGAUAGACCUGGUUAUGGAGAAAGUGAUCCUAAUCCGAAACGAACAGUAAAAAGCUUGGCGUUUGAUGUACAAGAACUUGCUGAUCAAUUAGGGCUCGGGUCCAAAUUCUACGUCAUUGGAUUUUCGAUGGGAGGACAAGCUGUUUGGACCUUGCUCAAAUAUAUUCCUCACAGAUUGGCUGGAGCAGCUCUUCUAGCACCUGUUACCAAUUACUGGUGGCCUAACUUCCCCGCGAACUUGUCCAAGGAAGCGUUCAACCAACAGCUUCCUCAGGAUAUAUGGAAUCUUCGCGUUGCUCACUACCUUCCGUGGCUUACAUACUCGUGGAACACACAGAAGUUUUUCCCUGCUUGUAGUGCUGCUGCUUACAACCCCGGUGCUCUUUCGUCUCAGGACCUAGAACUAAUGCCCAAGUAUCGCGCCAACAGAGAUCUUUAUGCUCAGGUGAGACAACAAGGACUACACGAGUCACUCUAUCGCGACCUUAUGAUUGGGUUUGGGACAUGGGAAUUCGACCCUAUGGAUUUGGAAAAUCCGUUUCAUAACAAAGAAGGCUCAGUACAGUUGUGGCAAGGGGACGAGGACAAGCUCGUCCCUGUAACUCUGCAACGGUACAUUGCUCAACGACAACCAUGGAUUCAAUAUCAUGAAAUCGCGGGGGCUGGUCAUAUGUUUCCAGUUCUUGAUGGAAUGGCAGACAAAAUCGUGAAAGCUCUUCUGAUCGGAGAGAAAAACAUGACGUGAGAGUUUCAUACACUAGGUUGUUUUUGUCGCGUUACACUACUAUGCAUAUCAUUUUUAAUACAUCGAUUGUACUUUGAGUAUACCUUUCAUACAACUAGUUUGUCGCAUUACACUAUGCACAUCAUUUUUCAUAGCUAUGCUAUUCUGGCUCUUCAAACAUGCUGACAGGUGCACGUCGAAUUAUACAAAAGUAGUACGUUUUUUAGAUGGUGUGACGAUAUCUUUUAGAGAGUUUGAUUGAUGUAAACGACUAGUCAUUUUUGUAAUAAAGGAAUGUUAAUUUUUAUUGACUAUUUUCAAUGGUUUAUUUUGUGA